UUUUAUAUUGACAUGAUAGAGUUAAAAACUAAAAAUAUCAGUGAUUCACAUUUCAGAACUGUAUGUUUGCGAAAAUGCACCUCUUAGUGAUAAAUUUAAACGUUUUAAAGGAAAUAGAGAGAGAGAGCAUGUUAUUGCAGUUUGUGGUUUCUAAGCAUGUGACGUGUUAGGUUUUCUCUGCUGUGCCCAUCACUUGUGCACAGAUGGCAAGCAGUACAGAGAUGGCACUCGCUGAUGUUGCAAUGAACUCCACAAGCAAUUACGACGAUCUUGAUUUUCCAUUGAACUCCACAGAUGAAUAUGCUGACUACUACAGCCCAACCGAUCUGAUAUCGCUGCCUAUGUCCAACGUCUACAUUCCUGUGCUGUACUUCAUCAUGUUCUUCAUUGGCUUCUUAGGGAACCUGUUUGUCAUUGCGGUCAUCGGCAAACGGCGUCAGAAAAAUGGACGUCUUGUGGACACCUUCGUGCUGAACUUGGCAUUAGCCGACCUUGUGUUUGUUCUCACGUUGCCAUUGUGGGCGCUUUCGGCACGUUACGAUGAGUGGCCCUUCGGUGAGAUCCUGUGCAAGAUCAGCAGCUUCAUCAUUGCGGUCAACCGCUUUUCCAACAUUUUCUUCCUCACCUGCAUGAGCGUGGACCGGUACUUGGCUGUCGUGCGCCUCAUGGACUCUCAGUUUCUACGGAGCAGCAAGUGUGUGCAUAUCACCUGUAGCAUGGUGUGGAUCAUUUCUUUCUUCCUUGGAAUUCCAUCAUUGGUGUACCGUCGGUUGACAGACGAAAUGUCGUGUUCGGAGGAUUCAAAAUCCUCUUUUGUCCAAGGAAUGAAUCUCCUGACUAUAUUUCUAACCUUCCUGCUCCCCGUACUGAUUCUAGGCCUCUGUUAUGGUUCGAUUUUGGUUAACCUGCGGCGUCACUGUCAUAUUGCCACAAACUCACGUGCAGAAGCCAGACGACGACAUUCUCUCAAGAUCGUGUUCGCCAUAAUUGCGGCUUUUCUGAUCUCCUGGCUUCCUUUCAAUUUGUUCAAGACCAUCCAGGUCAUCUCGCUGAUGAGCACAGGAGAUCUUAGCAGGCACAUGAGCUCGAUCAUAGUUAGUGGACUCACGCUGUCCUGCUGCCUGGCAUUUCUCAACAGUUGUGUAAAUCCAGCCAUCUACUUUUUUCUGGAUCAGUAUUUCAGGCGCAGAGCCUUGGUCAUGUGUCUGGGAUGCCUGGGUCAAGGAGACGUACACCAGAACUACAUCUCCUCUUCUUUCUCAAACGGCACUUCUGACACUUACUCUGGUAAUACAUCGACCCGCGGGCGGCUUUUCUCACUUACUCAGAAGGAGUGAAAUCUGCUGUUUUCACAACGCGCUCUUUCUUUAUCAGUGAAACUAUCAAGUGAAUCUGACAUGUACUUAAAAUCUGUAGUUUUAAGCAUUUGCUAAAAUAUCAAUUAAUCAUACUGAGCAUUAUUAUACAUUUUUAUAUUUAAUUUUCUAAAUUUAAAAUGGUUUAUAUAUUGGUGAACAUAUUACUCAGUGUACAAGAUUCAUUAAAAUAAAUUCCUUUAAAUAAAUUGCAAACAAUGCAUUUAUGUACACAUUUUGACAGUUAGUGACAAUUGUACAUGCUCAGAAAUUGUUUUGUUAUACUAUUAGAUACAACUUUAAUAUAACUGGUUUCUUUUUUAUAUUUACUUGUGUACUAUGUUUUCUAAGUAAUACAAAUUUUGAGUAAUGUUCUAUACAUUUCUAUAUUUAAUUUAUGUCAUAAAAAUAAAUUAUGCAUUGGUAAACAUAUUACUUAAUGUACAAGAUCAAUUCAAGCAAAUCGAAAGCAAUGUAAGCAUAUAUGGACACAUUUUUCACAGUAAUCUAGAAAGCAUUAUUAAUUUACAGUAUGUGUUAAUUACAUAGCCAUUUAGUGGCUAUUGUGAACAUUGUGAUUUUUUUUUUGUUAUGCUUAUGCUAUUUCUAGAUACAAAGUUAAAAUAAAUGUUUUUAUAUAUUUACUUGUGUAUGUAUGGCAAUUAAUAAACUUUCUUACAAUAAUCAGUCUCAUUCGGUUU
Messenger RNA from Megalobrama amblycephala (Wuchang bream), 2056 nucleotides. It is a transcript of the gene gpr25, whose product is annotated as G protein-coupled receptor 25. Gene Ontology annotation, molecular function: G protein-coupled receptor activity. Gene Ontology annotation, cellular component: membrane. Gene Ontology annotation, biological process: immune response; G protein-coupled receptor signaling pathway. Bases 204 to 1337 code for a protein of 377 amino acids. Lineage: Eukaryota; Metazoa; Chordata; Actinopteri; Cypriniformes; Xenocyprididae. The transcript has a single exon. The record is from RefSeq and is a predicted model, not a curated record.